UCACUUCCAUUUUUGUUUUCUCUUCAACAUUCAUGAAAUCAACCAACUUUGCAUUCAAUUUGUUAUGGGUCAAUUUUAUUUCUUCAUUCAACCCUUCUUCGUUACAUGUUGUUUUCAUCAUUAAAAAGACAUGCUGCUAAAUCAAUGAAAUUAGGAAUUAAACAAUUCAUGUGAAGUAAUAAAUACGGUGGAUGUUUUCAGGAGUUAGUUCCCUUUGCAAUGGAGUUAAGAUCAUUCAUUUUGCAACCAAACUUGUCGCACUUGUUUCCAACAUUCACAUGCUGUGUUAAACUCAAACCUUCUUACCGGCAUUUACAGCAGAAGGAAUUAUCAUUCAAAUUCACCAGAAGAAGGCUGGCAUUUUUGGCAACCAUAACUCCCUUGAUUUUGGGUGGAGAAGAUAUUUUUAGUACACAAAUUGCAAAUGCAUUUGAUUUUAGAUUUGUGGCCCCUGACAUGACAGCUGAAGAAGCCCUGCGUGGUGUGAGAAAUCAUGCACAAGAUUUGUUACAAGUUAAAGAAUUGUUAGAGUCAGAAUCAUGGACAGAAGCACAAAGGUAUCUAAGACAGACCUCAGCACUUCUCAAGAAAGACAUAUAUAUCAUAAUCCAGAACAAGCCUGGAAUUGAGAGGCCAGAACUAAGGAAGCUUUAUUCCACUCUCUUCAACAAUGUAACUAGACUAGAUUAUGCAGCAAGGGGUAGAGAUGGACCACAAGUGUGGCGGUGUUAUGAGAACAUUGUAGUGGCUGUCAAUGACAUUAUAUCCAGAUUAUAGUGUUCACUGUAGCCUUUUCAAAAUGGGGGAUUGAACUGCUCUUGAUAAGUGUAUACCAACAUUGCUUGCUGCAAGAAGUUGAGUAAUGAAGAAGAAUAUGCACUCAAAGGACCCUGUUAUAUACAAUUAUAGAUCAUGAGUUUGAUCGUGAAGAGUAAAAUUAUUGAAUGUAUGAUUAUAUUUGACACUAAAAUGUUCAA
This is a messenger RNA of Vigna radiata var. radiata (mung bean), 977 nucleotides long. Its product is annotated as psbQ-like protein 3, chloroplastic. The transcript is spliced from 2 exons. Gene Ontology annotation, molecular function: calcium ion binding. Gene Ontology annotation, biological process: photosynthetic electron transport chain; photosynthesis. The coding region runs from base 220 to 777 and encodes 185 amino acids. The record is from RefSeq and is a predicted model, not a curated record. Gene Ontology annotation, cellular component: chloroplast; photosystem II; extrinsic component of membrane. Lineage: Eukaryota; Viridiplantae; Streptophyta; Magnoliopsida; Fabales; Fabaceae.